AUGAUGGGCUCCGUGCUCCCGGCUGAGGCCCUGGUGCUCAAGACAGGGCUGAAGGCGCCGGGGCUGGCGCUGGCAGAGGUCAUCACCUCCGACAUCCUGCACAGCUUCCUGUACGGCCGCUGGCGCAAUGUGCUGGGCGAGCAGCUCUUCGAAGACAAGAGCCACCACGCCAGCCCCAAGACAGCCUUCACCGCCGAGGUCCUGGCGCAGUCCUUCUCGGGCGAGGUUCAGAAGCUGUCCAGCCUGGUGCUGCCGGCCGAGGUGAUCAUCGCGCAGAGCUCCAUCCCCGGCGAGGGCCUCGGCAUCUUCUCCAAGACGUGGAUCAAGGCGGGCACCGAGAUGGGCCCCUUCACCGGCCGCGUCAUCGCCCCGGAGCACGUGGACAUAUGCAAGAACAACAACCUCAUGUGGGAGGUGUUCAACGAGGAUGGCACGGUGCGCUACUUCAUCGACGCCAGCCAGGAGGACCACCGAAGCUGGAUGACCUACAUCAAAUGUGCACGUAAUGAACAGGAGCAGAACCUGGAGGUGGUCCAGAUUGGCACCAGCAUCUUCUACAAAGCCAUUGAGAUGAUCCCUCCAGACCAGGAGCUGCUGGUGUGGUAUGGAAACUCACACAACACUUUCCUGGGGAUCCCUGGUGUGCCCGGGCUGGAGGAGGAGCAGAAAAAGAACAAGCAUGAGGACUUCCACCCGGCGGACCCGGCGGCGGGCACCUCGGGCCGCAUGCGCUGCGUCAUCUGCCACCGCGGCUUCAACUCGCGCAGCAACCUGCGCUCGCACAUGCGCAUCCACACGCUGGACAAGCCCUUCGUGUGCCGCUUCUGCAACCGCCGCUUCAGCCAGUCGUCCACGCUGCGCAACCACGUGCGCCUGCACACGGGCGAGCGCCCCUACAAGUGCCAGGUGUGCCAGAGCGCCUACUCGCAGCUGGCCGGCCUGCGCGCCCACCAGAAGAGCGCGCGCCACCGGCCGCCCAGCGCCGCUCUGCAGGCCCACUCGCCCGCGCUGCCCGCGCCGCACGCGCACGCGCCCGCGCUCGCCGCCGCCGCCGCCGCCGCCGCCGCCGCGCACCACCUGCCGGCCAUGGUGCUGUGA
This is a messenger RNA of Balaenoptera musculus (blue whale), 1098 nucleotides long. RefSeq names its product PR/SET domain 12 (gene PRDM12). The record is from RefSeq and is a predicted model, not a curated record. The transcript has 5 exons. Lineage: Eukaryota; Metazoa; Chordata; Mammalia; Artiodactyla; Balaenopteridae. Bases 1 to 1098 code for a protein of 365 amino acids. Gene Ontology annotation, cellular component: nucleus. Gene Ontology annotation, biological process: neurogenesis. Gene Ontology annotation, molecular function: histone methyltransferase binding.